Molecule: messenger RNA, 2654 nt
Organism: Cervus elaphus (red deer)
Lineage: Eukaryota; Metazoa; Chordata; Mammalia; Artiodactyla; Cervidae
Product: SEC14-like protein 4
Exons: 13
Coding region: 103-1407 (434 amino acids)
Cellular component (GO): cytoplasm
Source: RefSeq, a predicted model, not a curated record
CUCUCCAGGGCGUGGGGGCGGGACCAACAUCCGAAGCCCGGCAAAAACAGGCCAGGCGGCGGGGCGGGCAGACUAGUCCUGGACACUGGCGCUCAGGGCACCAUGAGCGGCCGAGUUGGGGACCUGAGCCCCCCGCAGCAGGAGGCUCUGACCCAGUUCCGGGACAACCUUCAGGACCUGCUCCCCACACUGCCCAAGGCUGAUGACCACUUCCUCCUGCGCUGGCUCCGAGCCCGGAACUUUGACCUGCAGAAAUCAGAGGACAUGCUCCGUAAGCACGUGGAGUUCCGCAAGCUGCAGGACCUGGACAACAUCCUUCAGUGGAAGCCCUCAGAGGUGGUCCAGCGGUACGACGCCGGUGGCCUGUGCGGCUAUGACUACGAGGGCUGCCCCGUGUGGUUCGACAUCAUCGGGACCAUGGACCCCAGGGGCCUCCUGCUGUCAGCCUCCAAGCAGGAGCUGAUCCGGAAGCGCAUCAGAGUCUGCGAGUUGCUUUUGCACGAGUGUGAACAGCAGAGUCAGAAGGUCUUCUCCUGGCCCCUGACUCUGCGUUUCCUGGUCACUAGCCUUCAGAGGGAAUCUAAUGCCAAGUGUGGCCGGGUUGGUUUUCUGGGCAGGAGGGUCGACACGGCCAUGAUGGUGUUUGACAUGGAAGGGCUGAGCCUGAGACACCUGUGGAAGCCAGCGGUGGAGGUUUACCAGCAGUUUUUUGCCAUUCUGGAAGCAAAUUAUCCAGAGACGAUGAAGAAUUUAAUUGUUGUUCGAGCCCCCAAGCUGUUCCCCGUGGCCUUCAACUUGGUCAAGUCGUUCAUGGGUGAGGAGACCCGAAGGAAGAUAGUGAUUAUGGGAGGCAACUGGAAGCAAGAGCUGCCUAAGUUCAUCAGCCCCGACCAGCUGCCUGUGGAGUUCGGGGGGACCAUGACCGACCCCGAUGGCAACCCCAAGUGCCUGACCAAGAUCAACUAUGGGGGCGACGUGCCCCAGCAUUACUACCUGCGCAACCACGUGAGGGUGCAGUACGACCACCAGGCGACCGUGGGCCGAGGCUCCUCCCUGCAGGUGGACAACGAGAUCCUGUUCCCGGGCUGCGUGCUCAGGUGGCAGUACGCAUCGGACGGAGGGGACAUCGGCUUCGGGGUUUUCCUGAAGACCAAGAUGGGGGAGCGGCAGCGGGCCGGGGAGAUGAUAGAGGUGCUGGCCAGCCAGCGCUACAACGCCCACAUGGUGCCCGAGGACGGGAGCCUCACCUGCACGGAAGCCGGCGUCUACGUCCUGCGCUUCGACAACACCUACAGCUUGAUACACGCCAAGAAGAUCAGCUACACCGUAGAGGUGCUGCUCCCCGACAAGGCCUCCGAGGAGAAGAUCCAGGGUCUCGAGGACUCAAGACAGUCCCCAGCACAGUGAAGACCCCGCCGCCCCUGUGCCCAAGCUCUCCGACCCCUCAGCACCCUGCCCUGUCCCUGCCCUUCCAGGCAGAGCGGUGCUGGAGGAGACCACGGAGAGCCUCCCACCUCACCUCGCCUCGCCUCGCCUCGCCUCGCCUCGCCUCGCCGUCUCAGCUCCUUGUGGGCCCACCUUGCUCGGUGGCCCAGCAGGAAGGGGACGCCUGGUGUGGGGCCCACGGGAAGAUCCUGACAGACACCCCAUCCCCUGUUCACAGGGAGAACCCUGAGGACAAGCUGGCAUCCAGGAGGAAAGGUUCUGCCUGCAGAAGCUGCCCUUAUGUCCUUCCCGACAAGGUGCCCCCCAUCCCAGGGCGCACCCCCGCCUGGCCCUGGUUUGGGGGGGAAUGUGCCUGAGCCCCGGCUGCAGGGAGCACUGCUCAGGCCAGAAGAGCAGGGAAGCCCCAUUCUCCGCAUGUAGGGGCUCUGCAGGGAUGCGCAGGGAGGCGGCUGGGGAGAGGGAUGGGCAGCGCUGGCGGGGGCGGGUCUCUUUUCUGACAGAGCGUCAGCUCUCCAGGUUGGCUCUACCGCCUUUGGAGGGAAAAUCAGAAAUAGAGAGUGAGCCCUGGCAGGGACAGCCAUCAGGGGGAUGAGCCACACUCAGGCUUCCGCAGAGCCGAGUCUCCCUGGAAUUCCCAGUAUCCCCCACCCCACCCCCACCCGCUGUGAUCCAGCCGACUUUCAGCCUGGUUUCUUUCCGGCUCUGAGUGGGGCCAGGACCCAAGCAGCGCUGGAGGGAGCUGCAGUGGGCGUGCUGGGGUGCAGAGUGGAGCUGCCAUGCCAGGGCGCCCAUCCUGGACUCGGACUUGCUCCUUAGGAGAACCAUCAUCAGGCUUUUCCUCCAUCUUUGCGUCUCACCAGGGGGACAGCUGAAGGUUGGCUGCCAACCCUCCUUCUCCAGCGCCCCAAAUGCGACUCGGCAGCGGGCCAGUGAAGGCUUUAUUCCUCAAUGGCUGGCUCUCCCAGGCCCACAGCCCACAGUCAGGACCACCACCUGCUCUGCUGGAAGGACCGCACCCAGCAGGAAGCUGCCAAGCUGACUAUGGCUCUGAGGUUGACUCUAGUUGGCAAUGAGGCCAUCUACUGGGGCCUGGGUGUGCUGCCCCGCCACCCUGCCCCCUGCCCCCUGCCCUCUGGCUGGGCCAGGCCAGCGGCCCCCAGUUCCUCUGAAGACCUGGCCCCAGGCUCUGGACCCCUGCUCCCAUACUG